UCUUCGAUCAGGUGCUGCAGCAGCAGCUCAAGGUCGAUGAGUUGAAGGGCAAGGUCGCGGACCUUGCCGAGAGGAAACCCUCGUCGCCGGGCGUCGAAGGAAUCUGGCAGCAGCUGGAGAAUCUCGAUGAGAAGUGGCAGGAGCUGCGUGCUCCGUGUGAGGAGCGUGUGCGAUCUCUCGAGGCGCUGAAGGCGUUCCAGCAGACGCCAUGACGGGCUGCAGGCGUGGCUGACACAGAAGGACAAGCUGAUGAGCGUGCUCGGACCGAUCGCCACCGAACCCGGCAUGCUCAACAACCAGACGCAGCAAGUCAAGGUUCUCCAGGAUGACUUCAAGGACUGGGAUGCACAGCUGCAGCAGCUGAACGAGUCAGGAGAGACAGUGCUAGACAAGCUGCAGGCCGGCAGUCCCGAGGCCCUCCUCAUCGCAGACCAGAUGGCCGCCAUCAACCAGCACUGGGACGACGUUCAGGGCCGGCUCGACGAGCGAGACCAGCUGCUCGAUGGCGCCCUCGUGGCAAGCACGGACUUCCACGAGAGCGUGUCGGCGCUGCACGACUGGCUGAACGCGGUGGAGGUGCGGCUGGAGGAGGGAGAGGCGACAGACGACACUGCCCAGCAGCUCGCAAUGCUCAAGGACUUUGUAGGAGCUCGACUGCUCAGCGGCCACCUAUCUGGGCAACGCGCACGACAACGUCUAAGAACAAGUGCGGCCGCUGCGAAGAAGCCAUUCAAGGAUUGCACAGAGAGAUUCUACAAGAGGAAGCAGGAGCUGUCGUCGGUCGUCAAGGCCGGCGAACAUUUCGACGAGCUCUGCUCACAGAUGGAGCUGUGGCUGGCCGACUCCGACCGUCGCCUAGGCGACGAUUUCCAGCUGUCCGGGCGCGCGGAGAAGCUGUCAGAGCAGCUCGCCGAUCACGUGCCGCUGCAUCGUGAGAUCAGCAGUCGGGAGAACGAGAUUCAGGCGCUGCUCGUCAAAGGACAGCUCAUGGCAGAUCAGGCGUCGCCAACUGUCAAGGAGCACGUGGAGGAUAAAAUCAACGAUUUGAGGUCACACUGGGACGACGUGCUCGCGAGGUCGGGUCAGCGACGCGACAAGCUGCAGCAGGCGACGACGCAGAGCGGAAAGUUCGCGCUGGCGGUGGAGCUGCUGCUGCCGUGGCUCGCGCGCAGCGAGAAGAGGCUGCGGGAGCUGCAGACGACCAGCCUGACCCGCGCAGACGCUCAGAAACAGCUGCAGGAAACGCAGGCGUUCCACAAGGAGGUGAUGAAGAAGACUAAGGAGUUUGACAACGUGGUGAGCCUGGGCUCUGGCUUCCUCGCGAUGUGUGACUGCGAC
This is a messenger RNA of Priapulus caudatus, 1338 nucleotides long. RefSeq names its product dystonin-like. Gene Ontology annotation, biological process: synaptic signaling. NCBI's taxonomy places the organism in Eukaryota, Metazoa, Priapulida, Priapulimorpha, Priapulimorphida, Priapulidae. The transcript is spliced from 10 exons. Gene Ontology annotation, cellular component: plasma membrane. The record is from RefSeq and is a predicted model, not a curated record. The annotation marks the transcript as partial. Gene Ontology annotation, molecular function: protein binding.